AUGUCUCGAUCUAUCGACAGUCUAUUCCGCUUGUUCGCCUUCUCUUGGCAGCCCCCUCUGUAUCUCAAUUACAUCGACCCUCGUGCAGUUCUUAAGAAUUUCUUCGAAAUCGGUAAAGCUGAAACAUUUUCUACAAUGUCACCCUCUAUCUACGGAUCCUUCCUUGGCGGUGGACGAGUCCCUAGCUGUAUGCAGGUACAGGCGAGAUCUAAUUCAACCGAGCGAGUAGAUCGAGACUCACUUUGCUCUCCUGGUAUUCUAUUCUCCAAGCGGGUCUUGUACCCAUUGGAUAAUGAGUGGAAUACCAGAUGCGCUAAUGAAGAUCUAUCUUUUUAUGAGAAGAAUCCGGGUCAGGUCUUUGACCAGCUCGGUUCAGCUCUGGAAUCGUAUGUUCUUCAUCAAGGAAGGAUUGCUCAAGUGGUAGAAGGAGCAGGGAAGAGGAGACUGUUUGUAAUAGGAAAAUCAAAGAGCGUCUUCUCAGACCGGUGCAUGAUUGGGGUAUGCGGGUGUUAUCCCACCUACCUGCAGAUAGAUGGGACCUUUAAUCAUUCAGGUCCUAUCCAUCGAUUAAUGCGCAUUGCUCAUCUCAAAUGCUUUUAUUCAUUUGAUUUAAGUUCUGCCACUGAUCGGUGGCCAGUAUCCGUGAUUCAUGACUUAAUGUCAUGCCUCUUCGGACCAACCUUGGCAUCUUCUAUCGUUAAUGGUUGUUUGGCCCUGAACGUGGCGACGUUGGGUCCUCCUUUAAUUAGGGGUCCUCCGCGUCCCAUUUGUUUUGUGGUUGGGCAACCAUUAGGAUAUUCUGCUUCUUGGGCCCUUUUCUCCCUGUCCCAUCACUAUGUGGUGUGGAUGGCGGCAAACCGUGCUGAUCCGAAUAGAAGGUAUCCGUUUACCAGAUACGCUCUCCUCGGUGAUGAUAUCGUCAUCGCGGAUGCGCGUGUUGCGGAUAAGUAUGUAGAGAUUAUCAAUGCUCUUCAGGAUCGAUGGGCUGGUUUCCGAGUUCGGGCCCGUUUGGGUACUCCAUACCUUAGCCAAAGAUAUCGGCCUAUCCUUGCGGUUCUGGACAAGCCACUUAACAUGGCUUCCGAUCCGAACACUGGAAAAGGUUGGCAACCUUUGGAGUUUUUGACUUCACUUCGCUUCGCCAAUACUUCUGACUUCACUGCGAAAAGUUUGUUUGGUCGUCAAUUUCAUCGAUCCACACUGAAUCAAUUAUGUCGUUACGAAAGCAACUUUAGCUUAGUUGGAUGGAAGCUCAGUUUCCAACAAUCCAACAGACAGGAAAGUCCAACAAUAGAUAGACUCGGCGAAGUAACACAAGGAAGUUGGGUCGAUGUAAUUGAGGUUACACCAAAAGAUGCGGUCAAUACAGCCAGAACCACACCUGUAACCCAAGUCAAUUCGCGAGGGUCGAUUACAUUGAGCCGGUUAAUUACAUCAAGCCUUGGAUCUCUCUCUUGGGCGGGACAUCAAAUACAUGUAUCUUUACCGAUUAACCAAUUCCUAAACGCUGGAGUUGAUCCUAAAGAGAUACCACUUCCUCAUUCAUUUAUCUUGAAUCGAGAUCUUUUGGCUCAACUUUCUCCCAGUUUUUCCGAGGGAGCAGCUCCAUUUUUCACCUUGAAUUGGUCAAAAUAUGCGGAAUUUCUUACUUUUCGUGGAGGAUUAGAUCCAGUAACUGGCGGUCUAUGGCUCACCGAUAUUGCACACCAUCAUUUAGCUAUUGCAAUUCUUUUCCUGAUAGCAGGUCACAUGUAUAGGACCAAUUGGGGCAUUGGUCAUGGCUUGAAAGAGAUUUUAGAAGCUCACUUUCUUCCGGGACUUCACUUCGCUUCGAAAAGUUUGUACAGUCGACUCAACUUUGUCGAUCCUCUCCCUAUGGUCGAGCACGAGUUAGCCACGAGGAAGGUAUCGUUCAGUCACCCACUGCGGACGCAGACCCUAAAGGGUUGCUAUUGUCCGAGAUCGAACCGGACACACAGGACGCGCUUCGGACAGGGUUUUAAACAGAGUAAGUUCAGUAGCUACACCAGCUACGAAGCUACUGUUACGAAACUGACUGACCGGGCGAAGCUUUUCUUUUUCACAGUUUUUUUCGGCCGGCUUUACCGCGCGAAGCUACUGUUACGAAGAGAAGUCCCCAGUGCGCCGAGUUCGAAGGGCAACUGCCCGAAGACUGAGCCCCUAACUGAAAGGGCGAAGAUCGGAACUAGACGAUUCCCUCCGCGGAACGUCUAA
Messenger RNA from Striga asiatica, 2235 nucleotides. The record is from the annotation of a GenBank genome assembly. Lineage: Eukaryota; Viridiplantae; Streptophyta; Magnoliopsida; Lamiales; Orobanchaceae.